Molecule: messenger RNA, 321 nt
Organism: Cooperia oncophora
Lineage: Eukaryota; Metazoa; Nematoda; Chromadorea; Rhabditida; Trichostrongylidae
Source: the annotation of a GenBank genome assembly
AUGACGAUUCGUAUGGGGAAGAAGAAGAGGAGGACGACUCGCGACACAUUUAUUUCAAUGAAGAAUAAAACUCUUCGACUGAUGGAACAGGAGGGAUCACUGGAUAACUUCGAUCUUUUGGGAUUACCUCCACUGGGCGAUCUCUCCCUUGCAACAGAUGAUGCUAUCGAAAUUCUCGAGAAGCGUCUGAGCGAGCUUCGUGAGGUUUACCAUCAGUCCAAGGCGGAACUACUUUUGAUGGAGAAAAGAAGGCGCAAACGCGCGGAAAAGAGACGAGAGCGGGAACGCGCAUGUCGUGAAGCGAUGGCAAUAGAUAAGUAG